This is a messenger RNA of Antechinus flavipes (yellow-footed antechinus), 4654 nucleotides long. It is a transcript of the gene EFHD1, whose product is annotated as EF-hand domain family member D1. The record is from RefSeq and is a predicted model, not a curated record. Gene Ontology annotation, molecular function: calcium ion sensor activity. The transcript is spliced from 4 exons. Gene Ontology annotation, cellular component: mitochondrial inner membrane. NCBI's taxonomy places the organism in Eukaryota, Metazoa, Chordata, Mammalia, Dasyuromorphia, Dasyuridae. Bases 1193 to 1981 code for a protein of 262 amino acids.
GGGAGUGACGGGAGACGCUCUUACACCGCGUUAACUAAUCAUUAAUUAAUCACCCAGCGCGAGCGUCGGGCGCUGGGCUCCCCAGUGCCGAGACACACGCAGGAGCUCCCGAGCUAACCGGGACUCGGCAGGGGAAUCCACCACGUACGAGACAGAGGCGGGAUCCGGGGCAGAUAACGUCCCAGGAAGGCUGGGGGAAGGGGAGGACAGGGACGGCUUCGGACAGAAACUGGACUCGAGCCGAGACUAGGAGGGAGCCGGAGAUAGAACGUCUGAGAGAGGAGCAAGAAGGUCCGCUCGGCUGGGAGGCAGCGUGUGAGGGGGAGGCACGUGAAGCUGAGAGACGCAGACCGAGACGGAGACACGCGGUGCGGAGGGGAAGGGAGAGAAACAGAUAGGGAGAGGAGGGAGGGGGUGUGUCUCUCGGGCUGCAGCUAAAGCUCAUCCCCUGCGCGAGACUGCCCUCGGCCCAGGGCCUCGAUUUCCUCAUCUGUAAAAGGGGUGGACUAGCCGGGCGGCCCCGGGAGCCCUCCCGGCAUCAGAGGAUCCCAAGGAAAGCCCCAAGCUCGGCUGGUUCUCUCCGAGUCUCGGGACAGGGGGAGGGAUGGAAGGCUCCCAGCGGCCUCCCUGUCUGGGAGGAGGCGGGGAGGAGGAGGCUUAGGACUUCGCUGUUGCCGUUCAGUCACGUCUGGUUCUUUGCGGCCCCGUUUGGGGUUUUCUUGGCAAGAUCCCGCCGUGCUUUGGCGUUUCCUUCUCCAGCUCGUUUUACAUCUGAGGAACUGAGGUAAACGUGGGGUGAGGACUUUGGGUGUCACUUCACCCAACCCCUCGGUUUAUCGAGCAGGACCUAGAGGGGCCUUUCCCUAGGAGGGGGCGCGCACGGGCGCUCAGGUAGCCUGGUGGCCCAAGUGCGAGUCGACUCUGGGGCCCGAGCUACCCACCCCCCACCCCGAGAGACUUCGCGGGCACUCGGCGACCUGGUUUUGGGACUUCGAGGCCCCGCCCCCUCCCGCCCCUGCCCCGCCCCCUCCCGCCCUCGCUCCCUUUUCCCUGGGCCCCCGAGCCCGGGAUCGCGCAGAGUGCUGAGCCGCGGCCGGGCAGGAGCGCCGCAGCGACCCGGUGGCCUUCUGAGCUUCCGAGCGUCCGUCGGUGCGCGCAUCGUUCCGAGGUCGGGCAGCCGCGCAUCAAGGUCAUGGCCACCCGGGAGCUCGCCCUGAAGCUGCAGCGGAGGCUGAGAUUGGAGCAGGAGUCCGAGGCCGCGGCCGCGGCCGCGGCCGCCCAGGGGCCGCAGCUGAACGGCUUCGACGGGAAGGGCUACGGGCUGCUGGCGGAGGCGGUGCGGGUCCGGGACCGGAGCCCGGGCCCCCCGAAAUUCGUCCUGGAAGCGCCAGACAAGGAACUCACGGCCAACGCCGACUCGGAGCUGAAGGCUCAGCUGAGCCGGCGCCACAGCAUCCACGAGGGCACGGAGCAGCCCCAGCUCACCAAGGUCUUCAAACCCCACAACGAGUUCCGGGAGUUCAGCCGCCGGCAGAUCAGGGACAUGGAGAGUCUCUUCCGACGAUUUGAUUCCAGCAAAGACGGCUUCAUAGACUUGAUGGAGCUGAAGAUGAUGAUGGAGAGGCUGGGAGCCCCCCAGACGCACCUGGACCUUAAGAACAUGAUCAGGGAGGUGGACGAGGACCUGGACAACAAGCUGAGCUUCCGAGAGUUUUUGCUGAUUUUCCGCAAGGCGGCUGCAGGGGAACUAGAGGAGGACAGCGGCUUGAUGUAUCUGGCAAAACUCUCUGAGGUCGAUGUGGCCAUGGAAGGAGUGAAAGGGGCCAAGAACUUCUUCGAAGCCAAGGUCCAUGUCCUGUCUGUGCCCAGCAAAUUUGAAGCUGAGGUCAAAGCGGAGCAGAUGGCCCGAAAACAGGAGGAGGAGGACAGGAGACAUCGGAAGGCCCUUUUCAGAGAGCUCCAAGCGGCCUUCUCCCAGUAACCACUGCCAGGCGAGGUGUGCCUGAGUGUGGUCAGAGACUUGUCUUGGUGGCCACCGGAUGUGCCUUACAAGUUGGCCUGGAAGGAAUGCCCAGCACCUUGUCCCCCAAGGAGGACCCAUCUCUUUGAAUGUUCAGCAUCUUUGUCAUCCCCGACUAGAAUGACCUUAAGUUUCCUGGCCUUUGGGCCCGAGGGGAGACAGAGUAGGGAAGGUCAAAGUCAGGGAUGGGAGGAAAUUAAUUUCAAGAAAAGAGAGGAAAUUGCCCCUUUCUUAUCUAGCAGCUGUUCCACCACCUAGCGAAAGUUUCCGGCCUUUUGCUAUUUUCUGCCUUUUACUUUCCCUCUGUUCCCUUUUCACCAAGCCUUUCAAAAAGGAAUUGAUGUGCGGUCAUUUGACCAAAGAAAGGUACAACUCUUCCAUUGUCCUGUGUUCCCUUCCCAUGUUCAGGCUCCUUGCCUUCUCAGUGUGCUCAGCAGAAGAAUACACUCUUGGCUUUGUUUUGAGUUUUCCCUCCUAUCAACUCCAGAGACAAGGCUGUUUAAACAUCCUUCCCCUCACCGAGUGUCAAGGCAGGGGGAGGUUUUCAAGAGGCUUGGAGUGCCCCCUCUCCCCCAAAUCCCAGAGUGUUGGAGUGUAGCAGAUAUAAAAGCCACUCUUAUAUUCUGCCAUUCAGAAAGAAGUUCCAUGCCCCUGGAACUCUUUUCCCCAACACUCUGUACCUCCCCGUCGCAUAAUAUUUUGUCAGAUUGCCAAUUUGGAUGAGAGAAUUCGUGCAGGGCACCUCAAGCUAAUCAGACCAUCUGAUCACAGUUCUGGGACUUUUAAUGUAUGGAUGGGUAUGGGCCCUCACUUCAUGACUGGGGGCUAUUCCAAGACCUCUAUACCUCUAACCUUCUGUGAGUAGGGACACUUCAUAAUUGUUUUGGUUUUUUUCCUUCUCCUUUCUAUGCAUCCAUUGGGAAUAACCCUUUUUACCCUCAAUUUUUCCCUUUUGCCUUUUUAUUAAAAAAAAAAAAAAUCACCAUGCUGUCAAAACUGGGCAUGGACGAGUAAUUAAAAGAAAAUAAUUUUUAAUAAAUUGAAGUAUGAAAGAGUACUUGGAGCUCUUUUUAUCAGUACAAAAUAUAAUGUUUCUAAAAGUUCAGUUUUGUCAAUUUGAUAUUUAUUAAGAUAUGGGAUUUUUUAUAUCUCUGGUGUUUUUCAGCCUUCUUAGCUUUUCUUGCCAAAUGAACUAUGCAAAUAAAAUAUCUUAUCUCACUGCUUGCUUUACUUGUUGAAUGGCUGGGAAAGUGGGAGAUCAGAAGAAUAGAUCAGAGGGUUGGUGGGUUUACUCACUUUGAUACCAGCUGCUUGGUACACUGCCCAGGCACAAUUAGUCCUGGUAUUGUGAGUGAGUGAGCACCAUUAGCUCUCUGAAAUAUGGGAGGUCAGAAUUGGCUACGAGACUUAGAGCCAGAAAGGACAACUCCCCCAUUUUUUUACAGAUGAGGGAACUGAGGCCUUGAGUCACGCAGAUGGUAACAGAGCUUCAAUAGUUAUGAUAGUAAUAAUAAUAAUAAAUAGUAACUAGCAUUGACAUAGCACUUUAAAGUUUAUAAGGUGUUUGACAAAUAUUUAUCCUCACAACCAUGGGAGGUAGAUGUGGUUACUAUCCCCAUUUUACAGUUGAUAAAACUGAGGCUAACUAAGGUGAAGUGAGUAGGAAUUGUCUGAGGCUGAGUUUGAACUCCCUCCAAAACCUGUGUUCUAUCCAUUUUCACCCCCAGCAUUUGUGAGGUGAACUCCAACAUUCAUUCAUUAAGCAUGUAUUAAGCACCUACUUUAGCCAGGUACUAGGAAUUCAAAGAUAAGGACAAAAGAGAAAGAGUUUGCAUUUGAUUGAGGGGGAACGGAGGCUUGGACACAGCUUUGACCCUCUUGGUCUAGCCCUAUCUACUAGCUCUGGAGGGAUAUCAAUAACCAUCUGGUCAAAUCACUUCCAUUUCAUACCUGAGAAAACAGGUCAAGGAAGUUAAACGAAUUGGCCAGUCACGUGUAACCAAAGUGGGAUUUGAACCUAGAGUCUGUGUUGUCUUCACUGUACUAUGGCCACUUCUUUGACCUCAGGUCAUUCAGUGGCUUCCCAUUGCUGUUCAGAUCAGUCCCGAAGGGGUGAACCCGGGGCUUAGGGCUCCCACAGCGUGGACGAAACCCUUCUGCUCCCCACAGCUUUGGGACCAGGUUUUUGCCCUGCAUACAAGACAAAAUGAGCAAUCUGGAUCACCAGAGAGGAAAUGGGAGAAUACGCCCACCUCCUGUUCCUGGCUUGCCCAUCCUUCUUAUUUCUAAUGCCUCCCGUUGGCUGUUAUCUCCAGUCUAGCCUGUGUAACCUUAUUUGUCACAGUUCUUGGCAGGCUGCCUCCCAGUAGACUGUAAGCUCUUUGAGAGCAGGGCCAGUGUUUUGGUAUCCCAGCCCUUAGCACUGUGCCUGACACACGAGUGUUUAAUAAAUGCUUGUUUCUUGACUUGGAAAAGUGGGAGCCUGUGUGUACGGAAUAUUAUAUACAUUGUCUAAGGUGUUACUAUUGGGCUUUUUCGUGAGGAAAGACUCACUAAAUGGAGACUUGGGGGAGUAUCUGGAAAAGUCUAAUGGACAAACAUAAAGCAUCAAUAAAGCAAUUUUCAAAAUGAAAA